This is a messenger RNA of Doryrhamphus excisus (bluestripe pipefish), 2970 nucleotides long. RefSeq names its product activating signal cointegrator 1 complex subunit 1 (gene ascc1). Gene Ontology annotation, molecular function: RNA binding. Gene Ontology annotation, biological process: regulation of DNA-templated transcription; DNA alkylation repair. Gene Ontology annotation, cellular component: nucleus. NCBI's taxonomy places the organism in Eukaryota, Metazoa, Chordata, Actinopteri, Syngnathiformes, Syngnathidae. The record is from RefSeq and is a predicted model, not a curated record.
GACACCAGCAAUGUCCCAGUAAGAUUUUAUUAUUUACAUGUUGUUGUCAUGUUAAAGCAAGUGGCAGUGAGAACAAUGCGUCGCUGUUUGUUUAUUUAGGAUGGCGUGAAUCCAAGGAGCUGUUCGAUGGGUUUGUACCGCCACUCGUCCGCUUCCAGCUCCUCCACCAAGCUCGCUAGCUUCUCCAUCCGGGACACCUGUUGGUCUGCCGAGAACCAGAAGGGUAAGUAUACAGCACCUUCCUGGGGGGAAUGAGUUCCGAGGCGCUGAACCCGGAGCCGGUCACCGAGCUCCCGCUUACGCCUCCAGCCGAGGAGGACGAAGAAGACGCCGCCAUGACCUUAAAAGAUUGUGCCUGUCACUUUAAUAUCUAUCAUUGAAGCUCCGCAAGUAAUGCAAAGGCGUUGUCAUGAUAACCACGUUAGCUUGAGCUACCUCCUUUGAUAGCCAUUCUGAAAUAAUGCUAGCAAAUCAGUCUGUUAAUAACACGAAAGGUAAUACAGUUGCCAUGUUAGCUGGCAAUAUAUCUUACCGUCAAAAAAAAGCUUAAAACGUUGAUUUGAUCCGCCUGCUUUGUGAUGUUUGUUUGGAUUCCUUUGCAACAGUUUACGACAGUGACUGGAAGUUUUACGGCUGAAGUGUUUUAAGUGCGUUUUUUCUCUUUAAGCAGCCCGUGAUUGGUCAAAACACGCGCUUCUUCCGCUUUACAACCCAAAAGUGCGACCAUGUAUAGAUCAAACAGUGAUGUGGAUGGCGGGAAGGCUUUUCAAAAUGGCGUCUCCAUCUUUGUUUGUAGAUCUACUAAAACGUCCUAGCAACUGAUUCUAUACUUCGCAAGCUAAGCUAACAUAUGUAGUUAGUGACACAUUUCCAACAUGGAUGUUUUACGACCUCCCCUGGUUAAUAUACAUGGCAGAUUAUACCGAAAGAACAUCACUAAAGAAGAACACUAUGAAGAAGAAGAGGAUUUCUCCUAUUCUGGACCACCAGGUAAAUCGAUCUAUCCGUGCGUCUUCGGACCAGAAAGCGAGGAGUUUGACACAGAGGAAUCAUGUGACACACAUGUAAUUGAACAGACGGAUAGAGGUUUCCAAAGUGCCAUUGACGUGCCAAGUGUUCUAUACAAAUACAUCAUCGGGAAAAAAGGAGAAACACGUAAACGCCUGGAGUCUGACACCAAAACAACCAUUACCAUCCCAAAACAAGGAGUGGAAGGACAGAUUGUCAUUACAGGGUCACACAAAGUUGCGGUCUCAUCUGCCAUCACGAGAAUUGAAAUCCUAGUCGACAAUUUCCGCAAGAAGCAACCGUUUACGCAUUUCUUGUCGUUCCCAAUCAACGAUCCCAAAAUCCAAGACGGUUUCCUGAGAUUUAAAGAUGACGUCCUGGAGAAGUGUUCGCAGGAUCACAGAGUGGAUGAGAGCAUCUUUCAGAACCCUGCAAAGCUUCACCUGACCAUCGGUACUCUCACGCUCUUGGGUGACACGGAAGUGAGGAACGCGUGCACGCACCUCCAGGAGUGUGAAAACAUUAUCAGAGACAUCACAGAAGGUAAGCCUAUGCCUUUAGAGGUCAGGGGGCUGGAAUAUAUGAACGACGAUCCGGCCAUGGUGGACGUCCUGUACGCUAAAGUCAACAUCAAAGACGGCUCUGAUAAUUUGCAGGUUGUCGCGGAUCGCCUGGUGGAGUAUUUUGUCUCCGUGGGGCUGAUGGUGAGACAGUGGGACCGAGUCAAGCUGCACGCCACCGUGAUGAACACGUUGUUCAGAAAGGACUCCACGGGGGAAGAAGAGGUCAGUGGACUGGGAAGACAAACCACGUACGAACGAGAGGCUUUUGACGGCAGAAACAUUUUAAAGAUAUUCGCAGCCUAUCAUUUCGGCGAUGUGGAACUGAACACGGUGUCUCUGUCGCAAAGAUACUCAACGGACUGCACGGGCUACUACGCCUCUGCAGGAAGCAUCAAGUUCUCCUGAGGUAUCACGGCCCCCAGACUGUGUGUUCCAAGAGUGGAGUUUAGAGAAUUCGGACAAUAUGGGCAGUCACACCGCGGAUGUGUGCACUUAGUGUUUUAUCCAGUAGGGGGCAGCAAUGUUCUUGUUUUUGGUUCUGUUUGUAAAUCAACAAAUUGUAUGGAGGCUGUUAGAAUUGGAACACCAUUCAUUCAUUAAUUUUCUACCGCUUAUCCUCACAAGGUUGGGGGGUGCUGGAGCCUAUCCCAGCUGUCUUGGGGCGAGAGGCGGGGUACACCCUGGACUGGUGGCCAGCCAAUCACAGCGCACAUAUAGACAAACAACCAUUCAUACCUAUGGACAAUUUGGAGUCGCCAAUGAAGCUAAUACAGAGAUGGCCGAGGGUGGAAUUGAACCCGGGUCUCCUCACUGCGAGGCCUGCGUGCUAACCACUCGUCCACCGUGCAGCCCAUUUUCCAGACGAAUGCACAAAAUAAUCAUCAAACUUACAUAUUUGUUUAUACAAUGAACACAUUCACACUCUGUCACCUUUCUGCUCGUGUUAGGUGCAAAUUGUUGCUAAUUUUUAUUUACAUACCCCCUAUUGCAAUUAGUGUAGCCCACUUUGAAUAUAGGUAGUGAAAAGUAGUGAAAUUAAUAAUAAAAAAUGAGUAUAUUCUAUUAUAAUUUUAUAAUAAUAGCUUUUAUACAAUAUAUUACUGCAAAAACAGAACCUUUUUUUUAAUUAUUAGACAUCACCUUUUUGUUUUGUGCUUUAACUUCAUCAACCAGGGCUCAAUUUGCAUAUUCAAUUCCAUGCCACCUUUCCAAAUGUCCCAUUUUAAUACAGAGCCUAUUUCAAAUUAUUCGAUCAGUGUCACACUCGGGCAUUCAGACCCUCGCUCUCCAAUGGCCAAAGCGUUAUUAUGAAAAACUAAUAUCUGCUUCUUGCACAAUGUGACCUUUUUAAAGAUGUGUGAUUUGUCCAAAAAAGUAAAAGCACCGGUUGUUAGCGAAA